Messenger RNA from Trematomus bernacchii (emerald rockcod), 133 nucleotides. RefSeq names its product protein SMG7-like. Gene Ontology annotation, biological process: nuclear-transcribed mRNA catabolic process, nonsense-mediated decay. The record is from RefSeq and is a predicted model, not a curated record. Gene Ontology annotation, molecular function: telomerase RNA binding; telomeric repeat DNA binding; protein binding. Gene Ontology annotation, cellular component: telomerase holoenzyme complex. NCBI's taxonomy places the organism in Eukaryota, Metazoa, Chordata, Actinopteri, Perciformes, Nototheniidae.
CAGGAACAAGAUGGCGCCGGGAGCAGCGUUAGCUUCGGGACCAGUUGUUGUCUGAAGGACCGGAGAUCCGGUAGGAUGAACCUCUGCGCCCAGUAUCUACGACAGGCAGAGGCCCUGAAGGCGGACAUGACAG